Hibiscus syriacus is the source of this 1054-nucleotide messenger RNA. Its product is annotated as acyl-protein thioesterase 2-like. Bases 121 to 870 code for a protein of 249 amino acids. The transcript is spliced from 9 exons. The record is from RefSeq and is a predicted model, not a curated record. Gene Ontology annotation, molecular function: hydrolase activity. NCBI's taxonomy places the organism in Eukaryota, Viridiplantae, Streptophyta, Magnoliopsida, Malvales, Malvaceae.
CACAUGUCCACCCAACACUAUGGUUAUAAAUACAGAUGGUCACUUCCUUCUUGUUUUCAUUGCAGGCAUUCAGUCUAAACCAUUGUACCUAGAAAAUUAGCAAGGAUCUGCAAUUCUACCAUGAGCUCGGGCAGCAGAACUAACCGAACAUUCGAGUUCGGGAGGACUCAUGUGGUCAGGCCUAGAGGAAAUCACCAAGCUACAAUAGUUUGGCUUCAUGGUCUUGGUGACAAGGGCUCAAGCUGGUCUCAGCUUUUGGAAAGCCUUCCCCUUCCGAAUAUUAAGUGGAUUUGUCCAACUGCUCCUACUAGGCCAGUGGCAAUGUUUGGUGGAUACCCUUGCACUGCAUGGUUUGAUGUCGGAGAUCUUUCGGGAGAUGGUCCUGAUGAUUUGGAGGGUUUAGAUGCUUCAGCAGCCCAUGUUGCCAACCUGUUGUCCGGAGAGCCUGCGAAUAUUAAACUCGGAAUCGGCGGGUUUAGUAUGGGUGCCGCAACUGCUCUCUACUCAGCCACGUGCCAUGUAUUAGGGAAAUACAGCAAUGGAAAUUUGUACCCGGUUAACUUAAGUGCAGUGGUUGGUUUAAGUGGUUGGCUUCCAUGUUCAAGGACCUUGAGGAACAGGAUGGAAAGAUCGAUCCAGGCAGUGAGGCGUGCAGCAUCCUUGCCUGUUCUACUAUGUCAUGGCUUAGGUGAUGAUGUGGUUGCAUAUACACAUGGAGAGAGAUCAGCUCAGGCCCUGAAUUCAGUUGGAUUCCGGGAUCUUACAUUCAGAACCUAUAAUGGGCUCGGUCACUAUACAGUACCUGAAGAAACAGAUGAAGUCUGCCAAUGGCUAACUGCUAGGUUAGGUCUUCAAGGAUCACAGUCAUAAUACCGAUCAUUAAAUUCACUGAUUUGAUAACGAGAUAGAGAAGAAUGAACUUAAUCAGACUUAUAUGUGUGGACUAGAGACGGAUGAUAGAGAGAGAAGAUGUUGGACAUGGGGUAUAUGUUGCCUAUCAGUCAUUUUAUUUACAGAAUAAACUUUCUUGCAAUGAAUUCAUUUUGGUUUACAG